This is a messenger RNA of Scatophagus argus, 3817 nucleotides long. It is a transcript of the gene atf5a, whose product is annotated as activating transcription factor 5a. NCBI's taxonomy places the organism in Eukaryota, Metazoa, Chordata, Actinopteri, Scatophagidae. Gene Ontology annotation, cellular component: nucleus. The transcript has 4 exons. The record is from RefSeq and is a predicted model, not a curated record. Bases 367 to 1884 code for a protein of 505 amino acids. Gene Ontology annotation, molecular function: DNA-binding transcription activator activity, RNA polymerase II-specific; RNA polymerase II transcription regulatory region sequence-specific DNA binding. Gene Ontology annotation, biological process: regulation of transcription by RNA polymerase II.
CUCAGUAGCGCGGUUUGUCCUGGUGACGCAGUUGGUUGCUAGGUGUGAGUGAACUGAUGCUUUCUCGCAAUUAAGCAGCCUCCUCAGUUUACAGGUCGACCACAACAAAGCAACAACUCGCCCUCUUUGCGCUGUUCCGGAUAUUCCGAGCUCAAAUAUGGCUCUUUAAAUUCGUUAAGUUGUCGGACCCGUAAAGAAGUCGUGCUUUGCUUUAGCAACGCACCCCCAAGUGCUCUACAUUUUUCUCUGCAAUAAUGGAGUUUCAUUAUGCUCACCCAGCCCUGCUCUCUGUGGCCCAUCUGUCAGACCCUUCUUGCUUUCAGCAUAUGUUUGGACUUGGACUGAAUCAAAGCACCAACAGACAAAAUGAUGGCAACAUCAGCUCCUGUUUGGAAGAGUCUUCGUGUCUGCCCGGCAGACCCCCUCGCUCUCUCUCACCCACAGGCUAACCACAGCCAAUCACAGGGGUGCAGGGGGGAGGUGUCAGAGGAGAGUCAGCACUUAAUUGGUGAUGGUCUUACUGACUGGAUGACGGAAGAAGUGGAUUUCUCCUCGUACCUCCCAAACCCUCCUUCCCCUCCCUCCUCCACCAAUGCCUCCCUUCCCCCUUCACCCCUUCAGAAUGAUAUCCAGGUGCCCUCUGACUUGGAGGUCAUGACCUCUCUGCUGCAAGAGGAACUCGCCCAACUAGAGGACUACUUCCUGUCUGAACCACUGCCAGAUAAAGGGCAGAGGCUGGGAAAAUGCGACAGGGGUCCACUGCCGGCGGGUCCUCAGCCGUUCAGUCAGCUGCCAUACGCAUCAUACUCUACAUCCAACCAAUCGGAAUCCAGCCCCCUCCUUGUUACCCUGGCAACGGGAGAACUGGACCUGCUGAGUAUCUGUGGUGGGCCCAUUGGGCGAUCCAAAAUUCCAAGACACGCCCCAUACAGCUGCAGUCGCCCCAGUGGGUGUGGUAGGAAAAGAGUUCCUGAUGGCAUGAGGUUUACCGAAGGGUACGAUAACAGUUUGUUGAGUUCCAAAGGCAGUAACUCAGGUAACUCAGUGGUGACCCUCACCACUAACUAUGGCUGUGUAGAGGACGAGCAGGUGGUAGGGAAAAGCUACUGUCUGGGUAGCGCAGUUGAGGUCAGAAGAUGCGCGGUUCUACCAAAAGAAGAGAAAAAUUGCUGUUUCAGUCAAGAUGUCAUAGGUGGUACGAAGGUUGUUGGUGGUGGAUUUGGCUUUGGUGGAUCACUUGAGGUCCCACAUAAGAAAGAGGAUUUGCUAAUGUAUAGCAUGAGGGAUGUCAGCGGAGGCACCGGUAACAACGAGCUGCUGAAUAGUAUCAAAACUAGUGUGGAGGUAACAAAAGCCAGUGUUUCUUGGAAAUCAGAGAGCGGCGAGGGUUGUUACCUUCCAGCAACACCACAGUCUGAGGCCUAUCAUAGCUUCUUCGGCAACAUCAACGAACAGGUGAAAUCAGAGAGUCUGCAGAUAGGGCAGCAUGAUCUACAUUGUAAUUUCCUUGAGGAUCAGGGUGCAGAGUGUCUUCUUAUGGCUAGGGAGAGUCUGAACUUGGAGUCUUCAGGGCGCAGACAAGCAUGCAGGCUGAAGGACGAGCACUGUGCUUUAAAAUACGAAGUGGACAUCAUUCCAGCUGAAGGUGGCGAGCGCAAACAGAAGAAGAGAGAUCAGAACAAAACUGCUGCUCACAGGUAUCGCCAGCGAAAAAGGGCGGAGCUAGAUUCUUUGGAGGAGCAGUUGCAUUGCCUUGAAGGGAGGAACCGGGAGCUCCGCGACAAGGCAGAGUCUGUAGAACGCGAAAUUCAGUACGUCAAAGACCUACUGAUUGAAGUUUACAAGGCCCGUAGCCAAAGGCACAAGCAGGACACAACAGCAUAACACCAAGCUUCUGCAAGUACAACGUAACAGGGCGUAACAGGGCGUAACAGGGAAGAUGUGUGUGUGUCUUUAAAACUGUUUAGUUUUUUUUUUUUGUUAGUUUUUUUUUCAUGGCAGGUGGGGUAAGUGCAUGCUUUGCUAAUGUGAAUUGUUUUUUAUAUUUUAAAUCAACACUCUGUCCAAUGCUUCCAUUGCUUUCGCACUCUGAUCACUUGAGCCUGCACUGUGGCAUUGCGAUGCUUUAAAUGACAAUCAUUUUUAACAGAUCUCGCACUGCGUGAAUCUACUAAUUGAAAUAGGGUUAUUUAUUCAGAAGUAAUGUUAUUCAUUAUGCAGGACUAAUAUUUUUAGUAGCCUUACAUUGAAAUUGAUGUCAGCAAUAGAAGUUUGUUUUUUUUUUUCUGUUUGAAAUUUUUAUUUUUCCACGUGUCAACAUUUUCAGUAGUUGCAGUAGUCAAAUAUUUUAUUGAUGUCAACAAGCGGAACGGCGUCAUUACAUUUUGAACACAUCUUUCAAACCAAAUACUUUUCUAGAAUAAUUUCUAGCCUCCCUUGAUCAGCGAAUGAUAUUUUGAAUUCUAUGAAUAUUUAAAAAUAUUAGAACUGCAGUUGAAGUUGACUUUCACAACUGCCGAAAGAACCGCCAAUAUACAGAGGAGCUCUCCAUCAUCAGCUUUGGGAAAGAUUUACUAUUUCUACAAUUUUUUUAUUGUCACUUUUUUUUGUUGUUGUUUUGACAAAGCUUUUGAUUGACUUCAAGUCUGAUGCAGGUGUAACAUAACACUCAUAACAGUUGAUGGGAUUCAGUUGGUAUGUUUUGAGCAUUUGUUACUUUUUUUUUUCCUUUUUGCCAAAAGUCAAGCAUAAAUGUUUUGCUCAGCUUUGCUUGAAACGACACUUUGUCUCAAUUUACCUUUGUCUUAUUUUCCUGAUAGUUGAAUUACUUUUAAUAUAACAAAUCAUCAAUUCCUGUCCAGCAGUGACUGCAAAUAAUGUCCAAAUUAUACAUUCUGUGACCAAAAGAGAAAUAAUCAUCUGUUUUGAAGGUGGAAAGUGAUAUUUUAUUGUAUUUAAGGCAAUUUUGAAAAUUGUUUUCUGUUGACUAAUGCAAAUUAUACAAUCUACUUAGCAGCUCAGGAUAUGCAGUUUGUCCUCCAGUCCUACGAAUGGUAGUCACAUUUCUGUCCUUCGUUUCUUGUGGGAAAGAUUUCACUGCUAUUGACAUACAGAUUUUCCUAAUGUAAAAAGAAAAAGUUUCCUUAGGCUACUGUACAAAUAUUGUAUCUAGUGGAGCUUUAGCUGCAUGUUUUUCCAUAAUUAUACUCUCACUCUCUUGGAAUAGAAAAUGUAGGAUUUCAGAAACAAGCUGGAGAAUCUUUCUCUAAACUGCUUGUUAAGGCAAUAAGUUUUAUAGGCCUCUGGCUGAUCUGCACUAAUUUGUAACAACUUUUGUAUGUUCAGGGAGUGGAGUGUGUUAGCCUUUUCUUUGUAGAAAAUUAACAGAAAAAGUCUCAUUAGAUUAUUUGUUGAGGCUCUUGCAGGUUUAGCUUUGGUGUAAACGGAUAAGGUCGAAAUUAUUUUCCAAUUCACGUGUUGCUAAAGAAGUGACCACCACCGUUACUGUUAAACAUGCCUACACCGACGAUAGAUUUUUUUCUAUGCAUAUUUAUUUCAAGACAAUCUCGGCUGUGAGCGCUGACUUAUAGACAUUUAUUUAUAAUGUUUUCUCAGUUUGAAGAAGAAGAAAGUCAUGUCACGUUGUUUGACCCCCUGCGGUGUACUAUCAGCUCCGAUUGUUCAAACCAAAAAUGUGUGAUGACGGAACAUUAUAACGCUUUGUGAUUUGAAGUUAGUUUAAUCAUAUAUGCAUAUUUCCUUUGUGUGAAGUCGGCUUUUUUUCCCUUUAAAAAAAAAUAAAGUGUUUCAUCAACUC